Arabidopsis thaliana (thale cress) is the source of this 2267-nucleotide messenger RNA. RefSeq names its product Ca2+ activated outward rectifying K+ channel 6 (gene KCO6). Gene Ontology annotation, molecular function: potassium channel activity. The record is from RefSeq and is marked reviewed. Lineage: Eukaryota; Viridiplantae; Streptophyta; Magnoliopsida; Brassicales; Brassicaceae. Gene Ontology annotation, cellular component: vacuolar membrane; membrane; plant-type vacuole membrane. Bases 318 to 1628 code for a protein of 436 amino acids. The transcript has 2 exons. Gene Ontology annotation, biological process: potassium ion transmembrane transport.
CCGCAUCAAAUCAUUAUUAAAUGAAUAUCAGUAUAUAACCUUUGAUUUCUCUCUAAAAAAUGUUAAUAGCCACAAGAAAAACUUAAGAAAGCGCCAUUUCUGCUUCUUCUUACUUCAAUCCUUUGCGAGAGAGAGAGAGAGAGAGAGAUAAAGUUUCUUCCUUUUUCCCACGUUUCACGUUCCUCCUCUUACCUCUUUCUCCUUCGCUUCAAUCCCUUCAAGUUUCAGUCUUUAGAUCAAACCAAAAAAAAAAAACGAUCUUUUUCCGAUAAUUCAGUUAACUUCAAUCGGAAAACCAUUUCCAGUUUUCCGGCGAGAUGGCCAACGAAGGAAGUGACCCUUUACUUCAAUACAUGAUUAGCCCGAGAUUGAAAAAACCUCCACAGCUGCUGUUUCCAUUACCAGAAGACAACGAAGUUGCGAUUCCGAUGCCGAUGACACCGUCGGAGUUCAAAGAGCGUUUAAUCUUCGGACCCUUUUCAUGUUCGCCGCGAGAUUCGUCUCACUUCAUCGAUUCCAUGAAACAACCGUCACCGUCGUCUUCUUCAACCGCCGUUAAUAAUCCUUUCUCCGAUUCCUCAACCCUAGAUCCUCUGCUUCCACCACCACCACCACAACCAGAGCCAUGGUUGUCCGAUCAAACUUCGAGUCACUGUCAAGGCCACGCUCUUCACCGAUCCAAAACAGCACCAGCAAUGGCUGUAAUCAAUGAUCUUCAUCACCCAAUUCGUCAAAAAGAUCCUACAGAGACGUCACGAUCUGUAGUAAGACAAGCUUUUGCUCUUCUCGUUGUGUAUCUCUCUCUAGGUGUGCUUAUCUAUUGGCUGAAUCGUGAUCACUACGUUGUGAAUCAAACCCAUCCUGUAGUUGAUGGAUUGUAUUUUUGUAUCGUUACAAUGUGCACCAUUGGUUAUGGAGACAUCACUCCAAACAGUGUGGUUACUAAGCUGUUUUCGAUUAUGUUUGUGCUUGUUGGGUUUGGUUUCAUUGAUAUUUUGCUUAGUGGGAUGGUCUCUUAUGUUCUUGACCUUCAAGAGAGCUAUAUGUUAGACUCUGCUAAGCGGAGAGAUGAGCCUGAGAAGAGGAGAUCUUAUAUAAUCGAUGUCAAGAAAGGGAGAAUGAGAAUUAGGUUGAAAGUGGCUUUGGCAUUAGGUGUUGUGGUUUUAUGCAUUGCUGUUGGUGUUGGGAUUAUGCAUUUCAUUGAGGAAAUCGGGUGGUUGGAUUCGUUUUAUCUCUCGGUUAUGUCGGUUACUACUGUCGGGUAUGGAGAUCGGGCUUUUAAGACAUUGCCCGGUAGGCUUUUCGCUGCGAUAUGGCUGCUUGUGUCUACAUUAGCUGUGGCUCGAGCUUUUUUGUACUUGGCUGAGGCGAGAGUGGAUAAGAGGAAUAGAGAACGGGCGAAGAAAGUGCUUUGUGAAACAAUGUCUGUCUCUCAGUUUUUCGCUGCAGAUAUUGAUAACAAUGGCUGUGUGAGUAAAGCAGAGUAUGUGAUAUACAAACUGAAGGAGAUGGAGAAAAUAACCGAUAAGGACAUACUACCAAUCUCCAAACAGUUUGACAAACUCGACCGAUGCAGCAACGGAAAGAUCACUCUUUUAGAUCUCUUGGAAGGUGGCAGUGGCGAUUGAUCAAUCCUCUGCAACUUUUUGUUUUAGCUUAGAAUUACAGUUACUAAUUACAACGGAUCAACGAUCCUAAUGAUGCUAAUGGUGAUGAUGAGGAGUCCAGUCUCCAGUUUAUGUAAACUGGUUUGGACCGAUAUUAUGUCUUUGGUCUUGUCUUGCAUAAUUGGUUAAGCAGGAUUCACUGAUUCACAUCACCAAAAGUUAUCCUCUCCUUUCUCACCCAAGAUUAUGAAGAGGAAUUGUGGGAUUUUAUCUUAACCGGUUUGAUGUGUUGCCAAAUGGUUAUGUGAUCGGUUUACUCUGGUACGAUGAGAUUUUGAUGACCCCCUGUAAUUUUUGCAGAUAUAUGGGCUCAAGCCUCAAGGUAUAUAAAUUUGGUUGGAUAAGGUUUGAUCCAAAUUUGUUGGUCCAGUAUGCAAAUAAAACUGUAACUUUCAAGUUCCAAUCUAAAAUAUGUAAAUUCGAAUUUCUUAUCAACAGUUUUAAAAGAGUUUUACUGAUACAUCAUCAGCUUUUUCAUAUUAGUUCUUUUCCAGUUAAAGAGAAUUUCAAUUCGCAUUGUAAUGUAAUCGACCAUGUAUAGUUACUCAACAUAUUGAUGUCCUAAUAUCAAUACCAAUUAAUGAAAAAUUUAGUCUUUUC